This is a messenger RNA of Chelonoidis abingdonii (Abingdon island giant tortoise), 2145 nucleotides long. NCBI's taxonomy places the organism in Eukaryota, Metazoa, Chordata, Testudines, Testudinidae. The record is from RefSeq and is a predicted model, not a curated record.
UUCACUGAGACUGCACCGGAGAUGCAGAUAGCUACCUUCAGUCCACCUUCUCUAUCUGAAGAGAGAACAGGGACCCUGAGGAGUUUUCUUGUCUGGACUUGGAUUCUUUUCCCAGGCUGUUGGUCUCUGACCGGUCCUGGGGAGGUGAGCGGCCCCUUGGGCGGGUCGGUGUCUGUGCAGUGUCAGUACAAUGAGAGGUCCCAGAACUAUAUGAAAUACUGGUGCAGAGGAGAAGAGUGGUUAUCCUGCUCCAUAGCUGUUCAGACCACCAGUGCAGAGGCCGAGGUGACGCGGGGCAGAGUCUCCAUCCAAGACAAUCGCAUACAGGGCAUGUUCACUGUGACUAUGGAGAGCCUGGCACUGGGCGACCAGGAUGUUUACUGGUGUGGGAUAGAGAUGGUCGGCUUUGACAAGAUGUUUGCUGUCAAUGUGUCUGUUUUCCCAGUUGUUCCUACCUCACCACUGACGACACCAAAAAAGGACAUGACCGUUGCCACCUCCCCAUGGACUGUUCCUGAAGUGGAAAAAUCCACCUCCUCCUUUAACAGUAAUCAUGCUCCUACUGGAUUUCCAAGCACUUUACAAAGGAGUAUACAACUUUCGUCUAUCCUCUACACCCUGAUCCCAUCCAUCCUGCUGGUUCUACUUUUGAUUUUGUUCAUUGCUGUAAAGUUUAGAAGAGCAUCGCAGAGGAGGAGAAAAGCCCUUGAGGACACACCAGGACAAAAGGAUAAGAACUUCUUCUCUAUGACACGGUUAGCGCACCUCCCAUGUCUGUUUCAGAAUCCUGGGCACAAGCCUCCCUUCAGUGCAUCAGAUCCUGCUGCCAUGGGCCAGAUGGCAAUCUAUAUGAAUGAGCAGCACCUGCCCAGCUCAGCUGAUCCGGCGUCCGAGUAUGAAAGCAUGAUCCCACAGAGGAGUCAGGUUUCAGGACAGAGAAAAGCAGUUUUUUCUGGCCCACAGGACUGCUCGGCCACAGAUCAGCAGGACAUCUACGUCAAUAUGUACUCAAUCACACCCCAUCCCCCCAUGAUUUGUCAUCAAGCAAAGUGUGGGAGAAAAGCUGCAGGCUGAAGCCCUUCCUAUUCACGGGAUAUUUAGCAGGUCAUCCUUAUUUUCCUACUGUUCCAUGAAACUUCCAGACUGGCAUUCCCUCUGCCCUGCUUCUUCUGAGCAGCAAGAUGUGGUGGGGAGGUCCCACUUCCAGCACAAUUGUCUUCAGAAAUGUACUGGGGGCCAACAGCUACUACAGAGUACUUCUCCUUUCCUGGACAUCAGCUUGAAACUGCACAAAGUCUUGGUGGCUCCAGUUCCUGAAGGGCCAGAGGUAUUCCUCUGGUGCUCGUUGUGGCAUCUUUUUGCUGCAGCGCAACAUAAUUGCUCAUAAAACUCACUUGGUGCAAAGGAGCUUGGUUCUGGGGACAGAACUUCAGGAUGAUGAGGCAACUCUUUGGCUGGAGGUGAUAUGGGGAACAGAGCCUCAGGGAGGGUGCAGAAAUAACAAUGGGAAGACGAGGCAGAAGGAAACAGCUUUGUCCUUCAUUUCCCCAGCCAGCGUGGAGUUAAUUGUGAUGGAAUCUUUUUACCCCCAAUCCCAUGUUAGCACAGUGGCUGAGAACAAGAAGGGCAUAUGGAUUCCCCCAUUUUAUACAGGUUAUAGUGAAAAGAUUGAGAGCCCAUUCACAGAUGUUCUUUUUGGACAUCUUCCUCUUUGAUCCUAAAUACCCCGUGGGACACAUGUAAAGAAUUUGGACACAAGACCAAUAUCAUUCUGGAGCAUAGGAACAGAAGUGUUGUAUGAAAGACACGAGAGAUAAUGGUCUCACCCUAGACUUUCUAGCUUCAUCUCCACCAUGUGCACCACUAGGGUUCCUCGUACCAUCCACCCCCUAGCACCUCCAGUAACCCCACAUUGAGUCAUGAUGCUGGAGUGGUGGGAAGUGGGGAAUUGGCUCCUUCUCUCUAUUUUGCCCACAGGAACUCCACUCUUCUUUAAACUCUGCCGCCCAACACCUCCAUGAUAGCCCUCCUCCCUGCACAGCUCCCACCAGAUCUGCUCAGCUGCCCCAAUAUUACCAGCUCUCAUGGUUUUAGUGCAAGUGUCACAAUGUUCGCUGCUUUGUUUAAAGCCCCAACUCCUGGAUU